AUGGAGUAUGAUCAUACAUCGGAUUUACAUCAGGAUUUUUUAAAUUUACUUGAAAAUUCCGAGGAUUAUAAUGUGAAGUUUGAGAUUGGAAAAGAACCAAACAUUAAGGAAUUUGAAGCACAUUCUAUUAUAUUAUCUGCUAGGUCAACUUAUUUUCAGAGAACAAUUUCAAAAUAUUGGAAUGAAGAAAAGGAGGUUCUCGUUUUCAAAAAGCCAAACAUUUCCCCUUUGAUAUUCGAAAUCCUUUUAAAGUAUAUUUAUACAGGAACACUUUCUGUGGAUGAUGAAGCUAGUUUUGCUGACGUUAUCGUUGCAGCGGACGAAUUUGAAUUACAGACCCUUGUACAACAACUUGAAAAGCAUUUAAUUCAAAAUGAAUCAGCAUGGCAACUACCAAAAGAUUUUAUCACAAUUUGUCAACACAAACAAUUUCCUAAUUUAGUCAGAGGUCGAUUUAAGAGUAUUCUUCCAAGUGGAUUGGACGCUGAGGUUGUUCGAUAUUUUCUGAAUUUAAACGCUAAUCCUUCAUUCAACGUUUUAAAACCAAGGGUAUCAGAUUAUCCAUUUGAUUCCAAGAUCGUUAAUGCCAAGGACGCGGCUUUAAUAUCGAGUUGGAUCGAUGAUAAACAGGAGAACCCCUAUCAUUUUAAUGAUUUACCUUACGAGUUUAAGCUUAUUUACCGUGCAAGUAGUGAGGGUUUUAGCGUUAAUAAUUUUCAUAACAAUUGUGAUGAUAAGGGUCCAACGGUGGUUGUCAUUAAGGUUCGCAAUUCGAAGGAAAUAAUCGGUGGAUACAAUCCGUUAGGAUGGCGCAGCAUCAAAACAGAAAAUGUGAGAAGCUACCUAUUAUCUUAUAAUGAUGAGCUUUAUUCAAAUCAUAAAUGCGAGACAUCAAGUAGUUUUAUAUUUUCACUAACAAAUCGAGAAAAACCUAUAUUAAGCAAAGUUUCUUCCAAAGAUGGAGCGAUCAUGUGGAGUAAAAGGAAAGGACCGUGCUUUUCGAAAGACCUAUGCAUUUACGAUGGUUCUUCGUCGGAAUCUUCGUAUAUUUACACGGGGGUACUUUCCAUAAAGAACGAUGAUAUUAACCUCGUUGAUAUCAUUAUCGCAGCGGAUGACUUGGGAUUACCAAGAGUUAGUCAACAACUUGAACCAUUUUUACUUCAAAAUGAAACGGCUUGGAACCUUCCAAAAGAUUUUCUUGCAAUCUGCAAACACAAUCGAUUUCCCGAUUUGGAUCAAUUUAAAAAUAUAAUUCCUAAUGGUCUAGAUUAUGAAAUCAUUCAACAUUUCUUAAAUCCAAACUUCAAUCGAUCGUUCAAAGAUUUACCAUUAAGGGCGUCAAGCUAUUCUUUUGAUUCCAACAUUAUUCAUGCCAAGGAUGCAGCCAUGAUAGCAAGUUGGAUUGAUGUUUCUUCUAAACGCGAAGCUAUCCUUUGCGAUACAAGCAGAGGUCCACGCUUUGGUUUGAAAGAUUUAUGCAUUAAUGAUGUUCUUUCACGGGAAGGAAUUUCUCAUGGCAUUAUCGUUGGUACAAGUAAACUACAUUCUUAUGAAAAAAAAAUUAUUCAUGACGAAACCUUUGAGAUAGAGGAGUAUGAAGUAUUUCAAAUUAUUGAUACGGUUUCUGAAUUAAUGCGUACAAUAUAUAUUUAUACGGGAUUACUCACUGUUGAUAACAAGACUAGUCUAGUUGAUCUUCUUAUCGCAGCGGAUGACUUUGGAUUACCAAAAGUUUUUCAACAACUUGAAACUCAUUUACUUAAAAAUGCAUCAGCCUGGAAAUUUCCAAAAGACCUUCUUACAAUUCGUCAACACGAUCGAUUCUCUAAUUUAAAUGACGAGAAAAGUCAUCUAUUAUCACCUAGUUACUCUUUAUACAAAACAUCAAAUAGUUUUAUAUUUUCAUUAACUAAUAGAGCGAUUCCUAUAUUGAGCCGAGUUUCUUCUGAAAAUGAAGCUAUCCUUUGCAGUAAUAGCAAAGGACCAUGCUUUGGUUUGAAAGAUUUAUGCGUUACCCAUUCUCUUAGUAAUAUUGUCGGUAUAAGUAGGCAAUAUUCUUAUGAAAAGAAAAUUAUUAAUAACGAAACUUUUGAAAUUGAGGAAUACGAAGUAUUUCAAAUUCUUGAUAAGAGAUCUGACUCAUUAUAA
Funneliformis mosseae is the source of this 2151-nucleotide messenger RNA. The record is from the annotation of a GenBank genome assembly. Lineage: Eukaryota; Fungi; Glomeromycota; Glomeromycetes; Glomerales; Glomeraceae.